Poeciliopsis prolifica (blackstripe livebearer) is the source of this 3274-nucleotide messenger RNA. RefSeq names its product sphingomyelin synthase-related protein 1-like. The record is from RefSeq and is a predicted model, not a curated record. The transcript is spliced from 7 exons. Gene Ontology annotation, biological process: ceramide biosynthetic process. Gene Ontology annotation, molecular function: protein binding; sphingomyelin synthase activity; ceramide cholinephosphotransferase activity. NCBI's taxonomy places the organism in Eukaryota, Metazoa, Chordata, Actinopteri, Cyprinodontiformes, Poeciliidae. Gene Ontology annotation, cellular component: Golgi membrane; endoplasmic reticulum membrane. The coding region runs from base 733 to 2028 and encodes 431 amino acids.
CAUGUGUCCUUCCUUCUCCUCUGUAUUUGCCCGCUUCGAGUCCUCUGUACCGCAUUUCUCCCCCAUUACAACACCUGACAUUUCUGUGUUUUCAGUGCUUACGCCACUCUGUAGUUUUCCUGAAGAGGAAAUGACCUUCCCCUCCACUCUACCAGUGGGGUGGACUGCCACAGACAGGUGGUGCCUUUUAGCACAGGCUGGUAAAAUCAUUUGAACACAUGUUUUUUAACAUGUCAGUCUUUAAAAGCCACUUCAUAGUUCUUGCAAAUCAGCCAAACAACGUCAUAAUUUUGUUCCUUUUUUUUUUUUUUUUUUUUACUUAUCUGGUUUAACAUUGCCUGUAAUCAGAUCCCUGCUUUUCCCAGGACUGGCCUGCAGAUGUCAGUAUGUUCCCAGCUGCAUGUCUGCAGGAGGCAAGGAGUUCUUCUUUGCUGAUGUUGUUUGUUAGUGGAGUCUUCCUGUUUGGUGUUGCCUAGCUGUCUGACACAUGUUGGCCAUGACACAACCCUGGGAGUGGAGAAACAGGCAGACAGUUUGUCUGAGACGUCCAGAGCCACUGUGACACUUGGCCUUUUUGACAAGUGUAAGCUGACCAAAUGUGCUGACAUGGCACUCAUUCAUCCCAAGCAAAGCCUCGGCCACUGAAGACACCAGCAAACACUAGAGCCUCGAUGAAAAUAAGCCAUUUCUCUUUCAGGAGCGGAGCAGAAGCUGUGCUGGUGAGUGAUCAGGAUGUCAGAGUCAAACGGCCGUGUGAGCUCCUGGAGCAGUAGCCAAGUGGCCCAGUGGCUGCAGGACGAAGGUUUCGGGCAGUACGUGGACUUGUUGUGUUCGCAGCACCGCAUCGAUGGCGUCAGUCUGCUGGCUCUGACUGAAGCCGACCUGCGGGGUCCUCCCCUUAGCCUCACUGUGCUGGGACACAUCAAACGCCUGAAUGUAGCCCUCCGGCGCCUCCAGAGGGAGAAUAAAGCUGAGCUGGAGGAGCUGGGUCUAUGGCCUCCAGAUGCUAACUCUGCUGGACUCUCGCUGGGCGCUUCGAGGGCUGAGUGGAGCUGUGAUGGAGCUGAAAGAAGGGGAUGUAAUGGAGGAGAUCAUUUGUGCAAUGGGAUGGAGCUGCGGCUGAGGAACGGUAGCAGUCAUGGGUGUGCGCCUGGGGCAGCGCUAUGUCAAGCACACUCCAAUGGGAGGUUUCAACAGCCAAUGAUGGGCAGAUUGGAUCCUGAGGUCUGGAAGACGGUCAUUAGUUCUGUAUAUGUAUUCUUAGUGUGUGGACUGACCUCCUUCGUCAUGGUUAUUGUGCAUGAGCGUGUCCCUGACAUGAGGACUUACCCGCCUCUUCCUGAUAUAUUCCUGGACAGUGUACCCAGAAUCCCUUGGGCAUUUGUGAUGGCUGAAGCUUGUGGCCUUAUCUUGUGUUACAUGUUUUUGUUGAUCCUGCUCCUUCACAAGCACAGGUCAAUUCUCCUCAGACGGCUGUGUUCUCUGAUGGGAACAGUGUUUCUGCUUCGUUGUUGCACCAUGUUUGUCACCUCGCUCUCUGUGCCUGGGCAGCACCUGAAAUGUGCCAGCCUGUCUUAUGGUGACACUUGGGGAAAGAUCCAGAGAGCCCUGGCCAUAUGGAGUGGGUUUGGGAUGACUCUUACAGGUGUCCAGACCUGUGGAGACUACAUGUUCAGCGGCCACACUGUGGUCAUCACAAUGCUCAACUUCUUUGUCACUGAAUACACACCGAGAAACUGGAAUUUGAUCCAUACCAUCUCCUGGGUGUUGAACCUGUUUGGGAUUUUCUUCAUCCUGGCGGCCCAUGAGCACUACUCCAUCGAUGUCUUCAUAGCCUUCUACAUCACCACACGCCUCUUCCUCUACUACCACACACUAGCCAACACACGUGCCUUCCAGCACAGUCGCAGGGCUCGCAUUUGGUUCCCCAUGUUUUCCUUUUUUGAGUGCAAUGUGAAUGGACCCGUUCCUAACCAGUAUCACUGGCCCUUCAGUAAACCAGCCUUCAUGAAAAUUCUAAUUGGAUAAAGAGUCUUGAACAAUAAUCGAGCUUUUUCGUAGCAGUGCCUCAAAUAUAUUUUUUUUACGUUAAUUACAUUGUUAUGUUCAUGUUUCUUCUUUUGCAAAUUAAUUAUUGUUUUUCUCAGGUUCAAGUGAACAGCUAUGCAGUUUAAGUUGAGUACUUUAAAAAUCUUUAAAAAGAUGAGCUCCAUUUAGCAGACUUCUGUCAGUAUGCUAUAUAGAGCUGGCAGCUAGUUAGCUUAGCAUACAGGAAACUUUUCUUUCAGAUUUAAAUUGCACGUCUUUUGAUAAAUUAAUAAUACUGACUUGUUUAUCAUAAAAGCGGAGGACACUGGCAUUUUCUGGAAGAUUGUACACUAUGUAGCAAUUUUAUUAACUUCCACCUUUUGGAUGUUUACAGCUCAAUAGUAAUUUAUAAAAUUUUGUAUACAAAGUAAUGCAAUAUGACAAGUUCUUUUUUAAAGAGUGAAUUUGCUGAAAGUUUACAUUUUGCUGCAAAGAGCACUUUAGUAAGUUCAUCCAAAAUAGCCUUUUUAUCAAUAUGCAACCAAAUACUUGUACUUCCAGACACACCGAGAAACUGGAAAGAUUUAUUUCAGGGACAUUUUUAUUUCUGUCAUUUUACAUUAAAUGAAUAGUUGACUUAUAAUGAAUUUGAAAUGGAAAAUUAAGUUUAUGAUUCAGUUAUUUUUUGUAUUUUUAUCUUACUUUUGCAUACAGUGUAGAUAUACUUGACAUUUGUUUUGUUACUUGGUGGAAAGAAAACACUUUGUCAACCAAAGACUGGAAGUUUGUUUACAAUAAUGUGGCUUAUUUUUUGUUUUAUUUUCUUCUCUUUUGUCUUAUGAAUGAAGUUUUUGUUUUGGAAAACUUUCAUAUUGGUCUUCAGCUUUUUUUUACACUGCAGCUGUGUGCAUGUGUCUUUAUGUAAAUGACCAAAAAGAGCAUGUUGCGUCAUGUAGUCUCUUCGUUCUAAGAAAUGUUCUUGAACAUGCAAUUUUAACGUAAUCUGUGCACUUGUUCCCCACCUUAAAACAAAUGUCUGACAAAUCACUGUUCAAAUAUUUGAAUCAAAGAAAUGCAGGGCUGCACACCCACUGAUAUAAACCAUCAUUGUAACUCUCAGCUUUCAUACACUAAUCUCUUAAUGACUGCAUCAGAUCUCAUCUGAAGAUUAUAUGUAUUUGGCAAAUUGGGGCUGCUGUAAUUCUUACUAAUUAAUAUAUUUGGAAUAAACAAAACUUUUUUGUAG